AUGUCUCAUAUUCCUGACCCUAGAGCGGGUAUUGACAUCACAAACCACAAUGACCGACGAUCUAGGCGCGUGAUCUUCGACCUCGAAAUUUUGAACGAUACUCUUCAAGAUCGAUCUGUAAGCCGCGUAGGAUAUUUCAAAGACAUCCAUGGAGAUCCCUUGCUUCUCGAGGAGCGCCCGCCGAAAGGGACCUUGCUAAAAGAUCUUGUGACAAUAUUUUCGAAUCCUAAAACUUGGUUUCUGAUCGGGAAGGGUGUAAUUACUCUCGGAAGGGGAGUUGGGUUAAAAGAUCUAGCUAGCAUAGUUGCAUCUCUUGAUGCGUAUGGCCCCGUCAGAGCAGCCUUCUUACAGGGUGGGGGAUUGCUCGUGAAGAGAGGGCAAGUCGAAGCAAAAUGGAGUGCCAUGCUUCACCCCCCUCUAAGUUAUCUUGGAGAUGCAUUUCAGCAUCGUACCAUUGAUGGAAGCUUUAACAGCGUCUUGCACCCACACCUGGGACAAGCAGGUACACCAUAUGCAAAAACUGUGCCAGCUAAGGCAAGGCUUUUAGGUGCACAACCUGAUCCUGGUGAUAUUUUUGACCGUCUCAUGGCCCGCGAACUUGAUGGCCCUAGAACAAGCGGCUCCGGUUUGUCUGUGAUGCUGAUAUACCACGCUACAAUCAUUAUUCAUGAUAUAUUUCGGACAAAUGAGAAAGAUAAAAACAUCUCAGAUACAUCUUCCUACCUUGAUCUAUCUCCUCUUUAUGGAUACGAUGAUGAGACAAAUGCGAAAGUCCGCACUGGAAAACUCGGAUUGCUUCACCCAGAUACAUUUGCAGAAAAUAGGCUUCUGCGGCAGCCACCUGGAGUAUGCACUUAUUUGGUGAUGUAUAAUCGAUACCAUAACUAUGUCGCCCGCCAGCUCUUACGAAUCAACGAAAACGGUCGUUUCUCGAUUCCCGAAAAGUAUAGCGGCGAGGAUCAAGCGCAUGCCCUCGAACGGUAUCAGGAAUAUUACUGGGAAAUAAAAGAUUUUGCCCUUCGUUACAUUCAAAAUAACACGUUCGCACAGAACCAACUGCAGGAUACUCCCGAAUUCAAGGACGAACUAUUCGCUGCCCGAAAGGCGCGUAUGGUGUUGUUGAAGAAGGAGGAACAUGAUGAAUACUUGGCUAUGAUCCAGGGAAAUCAAGAAGAGGUCGAGAGAUUUCAAGAGUGGAAAGGAACCCAAGAAGACCCGGAGAAUGUAAACGUCAGGUUUUACGAUGCUCUAGUGAACAAGUUUAUUGCGCAGCACGAUGCUGCUUGGAAGAAGCUCGACGACGAUCUCUUCGGGACUGCAAGACUUAUUACGUGCGGACUUUAUAUAAACAUCUCAAUCCAUGACUACCUUCGCGCUUUGAUGGGAUUCCACCAAUGGAAUACCACAUUCACCCUCGAUCCCCGCCUCGAAGUCGAUAAAAAAGCUGGGAAAGAAGGCCUACCGCGAGGGAUUGGAAACCAAGUCUCGGUGGAGUUCAACCUUUUAUAUCGCUUUCAUUGUGCGAUCGGACAGGAUGACGAAGUUUGGAUGAAUAAUUUGAUUCGUAAAACACACGGCAAAAAACUCAUUGCUCUUAGCGAAGCCAAAGACUCCGAAGGAAACAUCAUUAAAGACCUUGAAGAUGUCGAUAAAUGGGACCCAAGGACUCUUACUAGCGAUCAAUUUAACAGGGUAAACCCUCUACUUGCAAAAGAUGCUAGGAAAUUCGCAGCAGCAAAUCCGGAAAGCCUCAGGCCAGAAAAUCAAGUCUUUUUUGACCUAGAUGUCACUGAACUCACCAGAGAUCCUAUAACGAAUCAGUUCAACGAUGAGAAAUUAAUCAAUAUCCUCGAAACAAAAAUGGAAGAACCGAUCUCCCAGUUCGGCCCUCGCAACGUCCCUCGAGCCUUAAAAGCGAUCGAAGUUGCAGGUAUACUUCAAGCUAGAAAAUGGGAAAUCGGAACGCUCAACGAUUUUCGCGAGUUCUUCGGUAUGAAGCGACACGAAACAUUCCAAUCGCUUAGCAAGGACUCGGAAAUCCAACAGGCACUACGAGAUCUCUACGAAGACGUCGACAAAGUCGAGUUCUAUCCUGGUAUUUUCUGCGAGGGCCGAGACGCAGAAAAUGCUCGGGAUUGUGACCCAGGCCCUCAGAUUAGCGAUUCCACUUUAUGGAGCGCAAUAUUUUCCGAUGCUGUUACACUUGUUCGCUCAGAUAGAUUCUAUACGGUGGAUUGGAAUACCAACUCUCUCACCACUUGGGGAAUGAACGAAGUAACUGCGGAUAACAAUACAUUCAAAAGCUCCGUGUUCCAUCGACUAAUACAACGUGCAUUCCCUGACUGGUACGAAGCCAACAGUGUACGCUUCUUCCAUCCUUUCUAUACUACCACCGCGAAUAUGAAGUAUGCAAAAGAGCAAGGAUAUGGUGACGCAUUUAACCUCCCAGAGUUCAACCCCGCCAAGGCAAAAGAAGUCGAUGAGAAUCUCCCUACUGUGCUUCAACAAUCUACACCCUCUAAGCCGAACUCCGUCUUCAAAUUGACUCGCACACUUAAGCGUCAAAAUAUGCCUAAAAACAUCACAGUCGUUGUUAAAUCUCGUGAGGCCGCCGAAGAAAUUAUUCAUGACAAGGACGAUCGAUUCGUCAACCCAGCAUGGAUGGAUACUUAUGCUGUUCCAAAGGUAAUAAGGGACAUUCUGAAAAAGAAUAUCGAGCGGAAGGAUAGGGCUAGUACGGACUUGAACAUUGAUGUCAUGGGGAAAGAAAGAGACCAAAUCACUGAUUAUUUCGAAAAAAUGUCCAUUAAAGUUAUUAAUGCGAGAAGACAGCUGUUUGAAAAGGGCGUUGGAAAGAAGGACCCUGUGUAUCAAAUUGACGCCGUAAGAGACUUUGCGAUACCGGUUAUCACACAUUACUUCGCCGACUUCUUAGGCUUCAGCGAUCUCAUCAUCGGGGAGGGCGGAAAACUAUACAGUACUAACGAAAUUUAUCAUCAUAUUGUAAACGUCCAAAACUACCUCUCUUACAAUGUGGACGAAACCAAAAAGUGGAAGCGACGCGAGGCAUUUAAAAAAUCCGCUGAGUUCCUUGUGGGCCUCACGAGAAACGGACACGUUAAAGCAGCAUCCGCGUGGUGGCCUCUUUGGAGAUCCGAAGACCUACGCCCCGAAGCCUAUAUGAAGGAACUUGGCUAUAAAGUCGCACAGAAACUCCUGAAGAAUAAAGACAUCGCGAAAAACGCCGAUGAGGCUGCGGCAAUAAUGUUGCUUAUAGGACUAGAUAGUAUUUAUAACGCCAUUCUGACAUUUACUACAUCUCUUGCCUUCUUCUUUGACCAAAGCAAUCGUACUUUUGAUUGGCGCUUCAUGGCCGAUGAAGAACGCAAGUAUCAAAAUGAUUUACACGCCAAAGUCGAAAACGAUCACAAAACUCGUACUCAUAUGCCAGAUAAACACAAGAAUCAUUUCCAAUGUCUUACCAAGCAGGAAAAGCGAAAAAUCAGACACAGGGACGGACUGAUUUCAUGGGAAGAGAUCCAAAAGAUUGCUUUUGAUCCUGACACUGCGGAACACGAUAAGGACCACGAAAUCAUGCACGCUGUUCUCGAAGCCCAACGACUCAAAGUCAAACUCCCCAUAGAAAGACGAGUUCUUUCCGAAACACCAUUUACGGUCGAAGGCAGCGAUUUUGAAUUCCAUACUGGGGAUACUGUUCUGAUUGAUAUUCACACCGCUGAAGCCAACCGACAUUCAUUCUGUGAUGACCCCUUCUGUGUUGAAAAGCUCCACACCCAUAACCCAGUUACGAGUUAUCUAUCCUAUACUGGCGGAUUCAGUGAGGACAUCCUAUCUCUGUCUGCGAAACACAUCCCCAUCAUUGGCCUCGCCGCCAUGUUCAAAACACUUGGUCGAAUGAAGUAUCUUCGCCAAGGCCACGACUCUCAGGGAAGAUUGAAAUCGGUAAACAAUAAUCCAUCUUAUGGACACCUCGCAAAUCGAAUGGCCCCGAAAGUUUUCAAGGCAACAAUGGGAAAACUCAAAGAGAGGGCACAGAAGGAAAAGAGCGGUGAAAGCUUUGAUACGGCACCUGAGAGUUACACAUAUCUUACGCCAGAAUGGGACGAAACGAUGCCGUUUCCAAAUACUAUGAAAAUACGUUUCAACGGUUAUGGUCAAGGUGUCUGGAUAUACGGCGAUAAUUCAGACCAGAAUCAUGGUAUCAUCUCGCUCUGGGCACCCCAAGGUCCCAGUCAUACCGGGGGAAGCUGGGCUCCCUCGAAAUGCACUUGCACCAGUGGGAGUUGUAGGUGUGCUUUGGAUGUCAAAUCUCGAGUAGAGGCCCUAGAGCAAGGACAGAAAGAUUUGAACACGGGGGUUAGCGAGUUGAAGGAGGAAGACAUCCGAUUGUUGAAGAGCUUGGGGACCGUACAUUCCGGAUGUGGUAUGUAA
Molecule: messenger RNA, 4452 nt
Organism: Orbilia oligospora ATCC 24927
Lineage: Eukaryota; Fungi; Ascomycota; Orbiliomycetes; Orbiliales; Orbiliaceae
Exons: 11
Coding region: 1-4452 (1483 amino acids)
Biological process (GO): response to oxidative stress
Molecular function (GO): peroxidase activity; heme binding
Source: RefSeq, a predicted model, not a curated record